Clupea harengus (Atlantic herring) is the source of this 1140-nucleotide messenger RNA. RefSeq names its product ADP ribosylation factor like GTPase 3, like 2 (gene arl3l2). Gene Ontology annotation, molecular function: GTPase activity; GTP binding. Lineage: Eukaryota; Metazoa; Chordata; Actinopteri; Clupeiformes; Clupeidae. The record is from RefSeq and is a predicted model, not a curated record.
UUUCUUCUGUGCGGUUGGCAUGACGAUGUAGCUGCCCCGUUCUCUGACUCACGGCUGACCAGACAACACCAUGGGAGAAGCUCCAAAGGGCUUGCUCUCAGUCAUCCAGAAACUGAAGGGGAGCACGGAGCUGGAGCUGAGGAUAGUUCUCCUGGGUUUGGACAAUGCUGGCAAAACCACCUUACUGAAGAGCCUAGCGUCUGAGGACGUCAGUACCAUCACACCUACACAGGGUUUCAACAUCAAGAGUGUGGCUGCCCAUGGGAUGAAACUCAAUGUGUGGGACAUCGGAGGACAAAGGAAAAUACGGGCCUUCUGGAAAAAAUACCUAGAGAACACAGACUUACUGAUUUACGUCAUAGAUAGUGCUGACAAAAAACGAUUUGAAGAAACAGGACUGGAACUAGCAGAGCUGAUUGAUGAGGAGAAUCUGAAAGGAGUUCCAGUUCUCGUCUUUGCCAACAAGCAGGACUUGGCCACUGCAUCCCCUGCCAGUGAGAUUGCUGAGGGGUUGAACCUUCACACUUACCGAGACCGGGUCUGGCAGAUCCAGGCCUGCUCAGCUGUGUCUGGAGAAGGAGUGCAGGAUGGCAUGAAUUGGAUCUGUAAUAACCUUGUCAACCGCAAAAAAUAAGCCUGCUGAGUUGUGGUCCUGGAGAAAGUUCUGGAGAAGAAAAGACUAAAUCCUUUAAUGCCCAGUCCUUAACGUGUGGUUACCCUCUCUUGAUUUGCAUAUAACAUACCCUAUUUACCUCCUGCACUGUGUAUUUGGUUAUGCAGGUCUCCAUUUUGUUUUUUUGUAUUCAUCACAUUUAAACACCCUAUGAGAAUGUGGCCCAGAGUAUUAACUGAGAUCUUUAUAACUGCUUUGACUUUUAUAACAGGAGUGGAAAUGUAAAUGUAUUUGAUAACGACAUGUACAAUCCUGCGUCACCCUUCACUGAGAAUGUUUCCUGCCAGCGUCUAAACCCAGGCAGAGGACGACAAUGAGGAGAAAGGAUCACCGUUAGACCUUUAAUAUGUCUGUGUCAUUACUGUCUUCACAUAGUUGUAGACGAGAUACUGUAGUCAUGUUCAGCAAGUGACUGGUCCUCUGUGGUGUAUUAAACUUUUCACAUUAUAAUAAACUAGCCGUCAUUG